UCUCGCCUGCCACCAUGUCCGUCACCAUCGAGCGGGAGUUUGAGGAGGUGGAUGCUGAGAACCGGUGGCAGCCCAUGUACUUGGAAAUUCGAAGUCAGUCCCAUGACUACCCUCAUAAAGUGGCGAAAUCUCUAGAAAAUAGAAAUCGAAACAGAUACAGAGAUGUCAGCCCAUAUGAUCAUAGUCGUGUUAAACUGCAAAAUACUGAAAAUGAUUAUAUCAAUGCCAGCUUUGUUGCCAUAGAAGAGGCACAAAGAAAUUACAUCUUAACGCAGGGUCCACUUCCUAAUACUUGUUGUCAUUUUUGGCUAAUGGUAUGGCAGCAAAAGUCCAAAGCAGUUGUUAUGCUAAAUCGAAUUGUGGAGAAAGACUCAAUAAAAUGUGCACAAUAUUGGCCAACCAAAGAAGACCAAGUGAUGUUGUUUGAAGAGACAGGAUUCUGUGUGAGACUAGUGUCAGAAGAUAUCAAAUCAUAUUAUACAGUUCAUCUACUAAAAUUAGAAAAUAUUCAUAGUGGUGAGAUCAGGUUAAUAUCUCACUUUCAUUAUACUACAUGGCCAGAUUUUGGAGUCCCUCAAUCACCAGCUUCAUUCCUCAACUUCUUAUUUAAAGUUCGAGAAUCUGGUUCCCUGAAUGCUGAACAUGGACCUGCAAUAAUUCACUGUAGUGCAGGCAUUGGCCGGUCUGGCACAUUUUCAUUAGUUGAUACUUGUCUUGUCCUGAUGGAAAAAAGAGAUGAUCCUUUCUCUGUUAAUAUUAAGCAAGUAUUAGUGAAUAUGAGAAAAUUUCGAAUGGGACUUAUUCAGACUCCAGAUCAACUAAGAUUUUCAUAUAUGGCUGUAAUAGAAGGAGCAAAAUUUAUAAUGGGAGAUUCAAAUAUACAGAAGCGAUGGAAAGAACUGUCUAAUGAAGACGAGGCACCUAACUAUGAACAUUCACCACCUCAUCCAACUAAAAUAAUUAUUGGAAAGUACAAUGGGAAUAGGGUAGAGUUAGAAGGUGGCGAAAAAGAUGACACAAUAAACCUUACAGAACUCUCCACCAAGAUGCAAGAUACAGUGACAGAGAGCACUGAAAGUGCUGUUCGGAAGCGAUACCGAGAGGACAGAAAAGCUAAUACAGCUCAAAAGGUGCAGCAGAUGAAACAGAGGCUAAAUGAGACUGAACGAAAAAGAAAAAGGCCAAGACUGACUGACACCUAAAUCUCCAUGAUCUGUGAAUGCUCUGAAGCUAUAAAUUUUGAACCAUUGACAUGCAAAGCAAGAUCUGAA
This is a messenger RNA of Gracilinanus agilis (Agile Gracile Mouse Opossum), 1271 nucleotides long. Its product is annotated as tyrosine-protein phosphatase non-receptor type 2-like. The transcript has a single exon. Gene Ontology annotation, molecular function: protein tyrosine phosphatase activity. NCBI's taxonomy places the organism in Eukaryota, Metazoa, Chordata, Mammalia, Didelphimorphia, Didelphidae. Bases 15 to 1202 code for a protein of 395 amino acids. Gene Ontology annotation, biological process: protein dephosphorylation. The record is from RefSeq and is a predicted model, not a curated record.